AUGGCCAACGCGGAAGAUGCCCGCAUCUCGGCUCUCCAGAAAUACACCGCUUGUGACAUAUCCGAUGCACUCGUAAAGCUGAAAGUUCCAGGAGGAGGCUUCUUGCCCGACCUUCAACUCCUGGGCCAAUCAAACCCCGCCGGCGCUCCCAUUACCAUAGCACCGGCGUCCACAGUCUUGUUUGCCCGAAAGGGCGAGACCCUGGAGUCGCCCCCGGCCAACAUACCAAAGGACACCCACUGGGCAGACAUUACAGAGUCGGGCACUGUCGUUAUCAUCAGACAGCCUGAGGGGCAGAAGAACGCCGUCUGCGGGGGUAUCAUGGCAGUCAGGAUGAAGGUUCGCCAAGCGAGAGCGGUGGUGGUCGUGGGUCGCGCAAGGGACCUUGACGAACUGACCAGUACAGGCCUGCCGAUCUGGGCGCGAGGCAUGUCCACCGUUGGAGCAGGGGCAGAAAGCACGCCGUGGGCAGUGCAGGUCCCCAUCGACGUCGACGGCAGCGUUGUCAACCCGGGAGACCUCGUCUUCGCUGAUGCAGUAAACGGCGUCGUCGUCAUCCCCCAGGGCAAGGUUGACCAGGUCCUAGAGCUUCUUCCAAAACUCACGGCGGCGGACGACAAGGUGAAGGAGGACGUGCUCAAGGGCAUGAGCGUGUAUGAUGCCUUCAAGGCCCACCGGAGUAAUCUCUAA
Colletotrichum truncatum is the source of this 690-nucleotide messenger RNA. RefSeq names its product DlpA domain-containing protein. The record is from RefSeq and is a predicted model, not a curated record. NCBI's taxonomy places the organism in Eukaryota, Fungi, Ascomycota, Sordariomycetes, Glomerellales, Glomerellaceae. Gene Ontology annotation, molecular function: 4-hydroxy-4-methyl-2-oxoglutarate aldolase activity; oxaloacetate decarboxylase activity.